This is a messenger RNA of Lachancea sp. 'fantastica', 2106 nucleotides long. The record is from the annotation of a GenBank genome assembly. Lineage: Eukaryota; Fungi; Ascomycota; Saccharomycetes; Saccharomycetales; Saccharomycetaceae.
AUGAGUGGCGACGAUGACAAACGGAUAACGGUGGAAACCGAGACGGUUCAAACGCCGGCUCAGAACCUACUGCCGGUUCAACCGGAAGAUAAAGUUGACGACGCAGAAAGCAGUGGCAGAACGCAGGGAGAAACACCCGCCAAGCUUAUAGACCACAAUCCAAUGUCAUUGCAUAACAGCAGCGGGGCGAUACGGAAUAAAAAAUCGAAUCUGUUCAUGGACUCGUUUUUGGGCAAAGAAUCGUCGCCCUCAAUAUCAUCGGGCAUCACACACAAACCGCUCGCAACGGGCAGCAUUGCACCUGCUAAACCGUUUCGGGAGUCUACCGAAGACUCUGGGCUCCCACUGCCGUCCCGGGCAUUGGUGGCUGAAGAACAGAGGAUAGACGAAAAACUGGGAGGUUCAGCAACGCUUCCACCUGCACCAGGCGAGCAUGCUGUAGAAGAACCCGUACGCAAGCAUAGAGAACCGGCCAAGAAAUCGGACUUUUUCGCAGCCAGACUUGCAUCUGCAGUUGGCGAAAAUGAGAUCAGUGACUCAGAAGAAACUUUCGUUUACGAAUCAACAGCCAACUCAAAUAAAAACGUGGUACCCGUUGAAACGCGCUCUCACGGUGUGCCUACAAGGACCAGUGCACCUUUACUAAAUCACACUUCACCAAAUGCCAAUAACUCGAAACUUUUGAAUAGGGCCAAGGCUACGCGCCACACCAGCAUAGCUGCAAUCCCACCGCCGGUAUCGGAACAGUCCGACGACCUGCACAGUCUCAAGUACGUGAACCGCAAUAACCCGCAAGAGAUCCGCUCUGUGCGCUCUUAUACCACAAUGCCUCAAUCCCCGGGAAAAAGGCUUUCUCUGAUAUCACUCGCACAGAAUGGCGGAAGCUCUGCACCACGUCGCACGUCUCGCAAAAUCUCCAACAGUGCAAACGCGAACAACGUGAGACGGAAGGCGUCACAUCGAAGGCAGCUCCGUACCACCGCGUCUAAGAUAUUUGAUGCGCAUGGAGCAUCUCUGCGACGGUACUCGGGUGUUCCUGAUGAUGUCAACUUGGAAGACUAUAUCGAACAAACCGGUGGAGAACUGACGCCCAACAGGUUUGCGUACCACAGCGAUUCAGACUUUGAAGAUGAGCCUGUGAGUUACACUCGCCAUGGUGGUGAUGAUGAAGAAGACACGCAUUCGAUGUUUUACUACUCGCACCCAAAGGCAGAUCUAGAGGCUCGUCAGGGCUUAUCGGAUUACGAAGAAGAAGAUGGAGAGGAAAAUGAUCGUGCUGCACAGCUAGGAUACCCUGCAGGCAUGGAGUACUACGCAGAUAAUUAUUUCUAUCAGCCCACUGAAGCCACGCCGUUGAAGAAGAAAACCUCUCACCACACUCGGUACUCGCCCCAUAACUUUUACACAACCAAGACCACUUGGACUAAACUCAGGAAUUUCGUUUAUUUUGCAUUUGUGGUCUCUUUUUUACUUACACUGGGCUUCAUUUCUGGAUUUUUGUUGGCAACCAACAAGGAGCUUCACGAUUUAGAGAUCGCAAAGGUCACAUCUGUUUUGGUCAGUGCAGAUGAGUUGGUGUUUGAUGUUCUUGCAACCGCCUUCAAUCCUGGCUUCUUUACUGUGGAAAUCAAAAAGGUCGAACUGGAUAUUUUCGCCAAAACCUCACACCUGGGGGUUGAGGGUGACCCAUAUGGCACCCCAUACCAAACAAUUCUGCUGGGCACAGUAGACAGCAUGGAGACCUCUUUACAGUUUCAAGGUGGAUUUUUCCACCGCAACUACGACAUAUCAAGGUCAAGUGUCAAACUGUUGAAACCUGGACUUGUAGAUGAGAACGGCAGGAAAGACGACGAAGAGCCAAUUGGACGAGUGAAAAAUGCGGCUGCUGGAAAGCCUGACAGUGAGCCAGAUGCGCGGGUGGAGAUUGAAAAUGGUCUUGAUAAAUGGCGACAAUUGUUACGUUACGAUUUCGAACUGAUUGUUCGCGGAAACAUGUACUACAGAAUGCCCUUUUUCAACAGCGAAAAAAGCGUGGGAGUGCAGAGCUCGACGACAGUUGAUCCAGGCGACGAUGGGAAUGAUAAUUUUCUACUUGCUAGGUCGUAA